Molecule: messenger RNA, 127 nt
Organism: Dentiscutata heterogama
Lineage: Eukaryota; Fungi; Glomeromycota; Glomeromycetes; Diversisporales; Gigasporaceae
Source: the annotation of a GenBank genome assembly
AAGAGGAGUACAAAGAGGUUAAUAUAGAAGAAGAUUUAAUAAUUAGUGAAGAAGAAAGUGAACAAAAUAAUGAAGAAAUAAUAACAAACCAAAAAAAUAAUAAAACUAAAAGAGAGCUUGAAAUCUG